Messenger RNA from Emiliania huxleyi CCMP1516, 843 nucleotides. RefSeq lists its product as hypothetical. The coding region runs from base 6 to 560 and encodes 184 amino acids. The transcript is spliced from 4 exons. NCBI's taxonomy places the organism in Eukaryota, Haptophyta, Isochrysidales, Noelaerhabdaceae. The record is from RefSeq and is a predicted model, not a curated record.
CCCGAAUGCACAUGCUGCCAGCCCGAUCCUCUUUCAGCUGCCUUCUGCUCUGCGCCUGCAGCGGCGCGUCAGCGCUGGUACUGCCGCCGCGAGCGCCCGGCGUGGUCGCACAGCAUUCGCCGCUUCGCGCUGCCGCCGCUGCUCCGAGCCGACACGCGGCGCCCGUGGCUGCAGAGGAGCGGCGGGGCGGGCUGCCCUUCUUCCUGGACAUAGGAACCAAGGGCGGAAUCGUCUUCUACUCGGUCAUCGGCAUCGUGGCGCCCUUCCUGCUCUACAACUUCCUCCAGGAUCAGAUGGGCAUGGAUGUGGUGGGCGCGGGCAACGUGAUUCUUGUCGGGUACGUCGGGCUGGGGACGGUCGCGUGGACGUCCACUUACGUGUUCCGCGUCGCCAACAAGGACAUGACGUAUGCAAAGCAGCUCCGCGACUAUGAGAACGCGGUGAUACAGAAGCGGUUCGAGGAGCUCGACAACGACGAGGUGUCCGCGCUCAUGGACGAGAUCUACACCGACGGCAGCCGCAAGCCGACUCAGGCCGACGGCUCGACGCCGCCAGCGUGAUUUCUGUACUGUGCCUGUGGACUCGGCGGGCGCCGCAGGAGGGGGGGAUGCUGCAUGUCUAGAGGGCCGCCUGCUCCGCCUGUUGGUUGUGGGCGCCUGUGUGGCGACUCUUGGUGCUUCUCUGCUCCACUCGGCACUCUGGGUCGCGACAGUGUGAGAGAGCGGAGCUCAGCGUGUCAAUCCUCACAAUGUUUUGUGCCGCUCUCUAUCGAGAUAAUCUAAAUAAAUCUUUCUCUCGUCGCCGGGUAUAAAGUUCUACGUUUCUUCGCAACCGUAUAUUGCC